Aspergillus sclerotioniger CBS 115572 is the source of this 936-nucleotide messenger RNA. RefSeq names its product putative mitochondrial carrier protein. The record is from RefSeq and is a predicted model, not a curated record. Gene Ontology annotation, molecular function: glycine transmembrane transporter activity. The transcript is spliced from 2 exons. Lineage: Eukaryota; Fungi; Ascomycota; Eurotiomycetes; Eurotiales; Aspergillaceae. Gene Ontology annotation, cellular component: mitochondrial inner membrane; mitochondrion. The annotation marks the transcript as partial. Gene Ontology annotation, biological process: glycine import into mitochondrion.
AUGUCAAACAAUGCGGCCUACGCCGUAACGCAGGUGAAAACAACCUCAACCUCCUCCAAAACCACCUUCCACUUCGCCGCAGGCCUCUUUUCAGGCCUCACAUCCUCUAUUCUCCUACAACCCGCCGACCUGCUCAAAACCCGCCUCCAACAAUCCCAAAACGCCUCCCUCUUCCCAACCAUCAAGACCAUCCUCUCUUCCCCUCACCCCAUCCGCAAUCUAUGGCGCGGCACCCUCCCCUCCGCCCUCCGCACGGGCUUCGGCUCAGCCCUAUACUUCACCAGUCUUAACGCCCUCCGAACCGGCCUCGCCCAAUCCAACACCCCGGUCCAAAUCACCAAUAGCUCCUCCUCCGCCCUCCCCAAACUCUCCAACACCGCCAACCUCACCACCGGGGCCGCAGCCCGUGUCGCCGCCGGCUUCGUCAUGAUGCCCGUGACCGUGCUGAAAGUGCGCUACGAAUCGGACUACUACGCCUACCGCAGUCUUGUCAGCGCAGGGCGCGAUAUCGUCCACACAGAGGGAAUCCGGGGCCUGUUCUCCGGGUUCGGGGCUACGGCGGCGCGAGAUGCGCCGUACGCGGGUCUAUAUGUGCUGUUCUACGAGCAAUUGAAGAGGCGGUUAGCAGGUCUGGCGAAUUCGUCGGCCGAUCAGCAGCCGAUGAAGUCGUCGUCAAUCAAUUUCGUCUCUGGGGGGUUGGCGGCUGGGCUGGCUACGGCGAUUACGAAUCCGUUUGAUGCGGUCAAGACUCGGUUGCAGUUGCUGCCGGGACGGUAUGGGAAUAUGGUCCGGGCCGCGAGGUUGAUGGUGCAGGAGGAUGGAAUACGGAGUUUGUUUGGGGGCCUGGGGUUGCGGAUCACGAGGAAGGCGCUUAGUUCUGCGCUUGCGUGGACGGUCUAUGAGGAGUUGAUUCUUCGGGCUGAGGUGCAGUGGGGU